AUGCAAUCUCCACACGCCAAAUAUCUUCGAGAAUGCCUCUCUCUGGCUGAGAAAUCCCCGCCCCGCCCGACCAACUUUCGCGUCGGCGCCAUCCUCGUCUCCCGUAAAGAAGGCGAUUACAAGACCGAAGACGACCGGAUCGUCUCGACUGGCUACACGAUGGAAUUAGCGGGUAAUACACAUGCAGAGCAGUGCUGUCUGUCCAAUUACGCUGCAGUACAUUCCGUGCCAGAAGACCGCGUGUGGGAGGUAUUACCAUCUGAACCGGACCGAAAGCUAGUCAUGUACGUUACAAUGGAGCCAUGCGGGAAGCGACUCUCGGGGAAUCUGCCUUGUGUACAGAGGAUUAUCCGGACUCGUCAGGGGGAUCGCAAGGGCAUCCAGAAGAUAUAUUUUGGAGUCAAGGAGCCGGGGACAUUUGUCGGUGGCUCAGAGGGGUGUCAGAUGUUGACAGCUGCCGGGAUUGAUUGGCAGGUUGUCAAUGGGUUGGAGAGGGAGAUCCUGGAGGUGGCGGUGGCUGGGCAUGAGAAUCGUGAGGAGGAGGUCAAGGCCGCAUUGGACACAGUUGAAACCAACAUAGAUGACAUCAGUGACGACGAGCGGCGCCGACAGCAGGAAGCGCAAAGGAAUCCAAAGAAAAGAAUGAUGGAAGCCAACUUGCUCGGCUGA
Molecule: messenger RNA, 669 nt
Organism: Aspergillus oryzae RIB40
Lineage: Eukaryota; Fungi; Ascomycota; Eurotiomycetes; Eurotiales; Aspergillaceae
Product: putative DRAP deaminase
Exons: 1
Coding region: 1-669 (222 amino acids)
Molecular function (GO): catalytic activity
Source: RefSeq, a predicted model, not a curated record